AUGGACAAUCACUACCCAGAGAACGUGAUAAAGAAACUCAUAAGACAAAAAACACACCAACUCUACAACACACAACAGAAAAAAAAAAACAACCACAGAGGUCACAAAACGCAUACAAUUACCAUUUAUAUAGGGACUGUCACAGAAAUAAGUAAUAUAGCAAAACCAUACAACCGAGAAAUAGUACAUAGGUCAUGCAAUCAAGUUGGAAAUAUUUUCAGUAGGUUGAAAGCACCAAAACCCAGAAUUACAAAAUCACAUGUCAUAUACAGUGUAACAUGCAAAGACUGUGACAAAGAAUACAUAGGACAGAGUUCACAAAGACUACAAGACAGGCAAAACGCACAUAAAUAUACGAAAAACGCAACCACAUCACUCAACAAACACAAGAAAACAAAAAAACAUAAUUUCAAUGACGAGGACACAAAGAUUUUGGGUAUCGAACCCCAACAGAAACAAAAAGAAAUACUAGAAAUGAUUCACAUACAAGUUAACAACGAAACUGUUGUAAAUGACAAGCAAGACACGAAGAAUCUCAGUCACAUAAACAUGCCAAUAUUGAGAAGACCACCUGACAGAAGAAGACGACAAGACAGCCAAUACUCCCUUACGUUCAAAACAACGACAUAA
Coccinella septempunctata (seven-spotted ladybird) is the source of this 630-nucleotide messenger RNA. RefSeq lists its product as uncharacterized. Lineage: Eukaryota; Metazoa; Arthropoda; Insecta; Coleoptera; Coccinellidae. The record is from RefSeq and is a predicted model, not a curated record. Bases 1 to 630 code for a protein of 209 amino acids. The transcript has a single exon.